Messenger RNA from Solanum lycopersicum (tomato), 874 nucleotides. NCBI's taxonomy places the organism in Eukaryota, Viridiplantae, Streptophyta, Magnoliopsida, Solanales, Solanaceae. The record is from RefSeq and is a predicted model, not a curated record.
UAUUCGUUCGUAUUAUAUGGAAAAUCAAAACUCCCUAUCUCCUCCUCUGUUCAUAAAUACAAAAGUCGUGUUUGCUUGACCAUAAUUUUUAGGUGUGAAUUUCAGCUGUUUUCCAUAUUCAGAAUCAAACGAGGAUAAAUUAAUCGAGCCAGAGCCAAACAAGGCUCUAUGAAAUGUAUGUGGUAUUCAAAUUGUUGAUCAGUGCAAUAUUCUCGCAAAAAAAAGGGAAAAAAUAUAGGUUACAGUUUUGAGGCGAGUAAUUUGAGGCAUGGAAGCAGAGACGGUAAUGAGUAAAGAGGCGGCGGCAGUGGUACUAGCCGGAACUGAAGCUAAAUCGGCAACGGCGAAGGCAAAAAUGAACGAAGUGGAAUUGGUGAAAUGCGAGUGUUGUGGAUUGACGGAGGAUUGCACGGCGGCGUAUAUAGGGAGGGUUAAGGAGCGGAACGAAGGGCGAUGGAUUUGUGGACUGUGUGCGGAGGCAGUGAAGGAUGAAAUUAUGAGGUCAUCGGAGAGGCGAAUUGGGAGAGAAGAGGCUCUGAAUCGUCAUAUGAAUUUCUGUAGCAAGUUCAGAGGUCUAACGCCGUCACCGAAUCCGAAGGACGAGUUGAUAUCGGCGGUGAAGCAGUUGAUGUUCAGAAGCUUGGAUUCGCCGAGAUCAAGUCCGGUGAGAAGGCGCCAAGGUCUGAUUCGAUCUCAGAGUUGUUUUUCAAUUGAUAGUUGAAUAGGAGCGAUCGCGAUAAUGCGUAUUUCAAUAAGCAUAUAUUUAAAUUGUUGCAACUAAAAAGCUCGUGUUCAAACGUUAGAAAUUUAAACCACUGGUAUGACUUCAGAGAACAAUGAAAAUGAAUGAAUUUUGCAUUAGAUUAGAUGGUGA